Trifolium pratense (red clover) is the source of this 1399-nucleotide messenger RNA. RefSeq names its product putative B3 domain-containing protein Os03g0621600. The transcript is spliced from 7 exons. The record is from RefSeq and is a predicted model, not a curated record. Lineage: Eukaryota; Viridiplantae; Streptophyta; Magnoliopsida; Fabales; Fabaceae. The coding region runs from base 51 to 1295 and encodes 414 amino acids. Gene Ontology annotation, molecular function: DNA binding.
ACUCUACCACAACCAUUGUUUCAUUCUUCAUACUUCUUCUCUCAAUCAUCAUGUCAUUUCGAAAAGGCCCAAGUUUUAGGAUAAUAAUAGUGCAAGAUCAGAAAACAUAUAAGAUUCCAAAGCUUUAUAGGGAGAAAUAUUGGAAAGGAACACCAAACCCAAUAAUCCUAAGACUCCCAAAUGGUUAUGAACAAGAAAUGUCUUGGGUGGAAAGAAAUGGUGAAAUUUUGUUUCAAAAAAAUUGGAAAACUUUUUCAAAGGAUCUGAAUCUCAGUCAUGGAUGUGUUUUAACUUUUAAGUAUAUAGGUGGAUCACAUUUUAAGGUUAAGGUAUUUGGUCCUAAAUGUUUAGAAAUAAACUAUUCAAAUAUAAGAUCUGAAAAUGAAGAUGUUGUUGAAGCUAAGGAAAUUAUUGAAGAAGUGAGUGAUGAAAGUGAAGAUGAGAUUGAAAUACCAAUGCAAGCUCAAAGGAAAAGAAAUGGCAAGAGAAAAUUCCAAGGUAGGAACAGAGGAAAUAUGGUGAAGAAGGUUAAAAAGAACCCAACAAAUGAAGAUGUUAAUGAUGAGAAUCCAUUUUUUGAAGUUGUAAUGACAAACUAUUAUGUCAAAGGAUGUUACCUGUGGAUACAAAGUCAGUUUUCAAGAGAACAGUUGAACAAUUUUAGAGGCAUUGCAACCCUAAGGGUUGGUAAGGACACCCCUAUGGAAGUGAAAAUAAGGUUUGAUGAUAACUAUAAAAAAGCUAUGAUGUGUGCUGGUUGGAAGCUUUUUAGCAAAAAAUAUAAUUUGCAAGUUGAUGAUACUUGUAAGUUUGUGAUGACUCAACGCCGACCACCUUCGUUCAUUGUUAUUAUUAAUCGACCUAGAAAAGGAUCAAGCCCUAAGAAUUUGCAAGGGAUCUCUUGUGAUAAUGAUAUUGCAAAGAGAAGAUACAUUAGAGGAGCUUCGUGGGGCCGUCCAAGAGUAUAUUUUGUUGAGGAUUCAGAAAGUGGUAUUAUGGUGAAACAUUUCAAAUUCAAGAUUUAUGUGAAAGACGAUUACAAUUAUCCUAGUUUACCAAUGGAGUUUAUGAAUAUAGUAGGAUGUGAUAAGAAUGUGAAUGUGGAGUUGAAAAUGGGGAGAAGAUCGUGGUUCGUAAAAGUGAACUAUUUUGAUAGUAUGAAAAGCAGUAGAUUUGGUAAAGGAUGGAGACCAUUUAUUCAAGAAUGCAAUUUAAUUGGGGAAAUUUGUUCCUUUAAUUUAAUUGAUGAGAUCAAUUUGGUAUUUAAUGUUUCAGUUGUAAGAAAAAACCAUUGAGUUGUUUGAUGUGUUGUUCUUUUAUGCUUUGUAUUUUGGUAUACUAGUUUGUAUGAUGUGCUCUUUGUGAGUUUUAUUGUAUGAAAGUUUUUAAGUUCCUUGAU